AUGAGAAAAGCAAUCAAUUUUUUCAAUGCAGAAACCUUAAUCCGACCUAACGGUCCGGGUCUGGGAGCUACAUUACUGUUGCACGACACUCAGCCGGCAUUUCUACUGGGCACUAUAAAGCACUGGCCCGGGCUGACCAGCUCGAUCUAUCAAGCUUGCCUAAGCAUGCUGGCUAAUCGAGACGAUCGGGAACGACGGGAAACCGUUCUGCGUGAUGCUCGGCUCCAGUUACCCAUCCCCGCCGAAUGGUCGGUACAAGGUUGCCCACCCGAGUGUGACCUUUUGAGUUUGGACCAAGAUGAGCCGGAACCACCUUCGGCAUGGCUGAUUGAACGUUGUUUCAAGCCACUGUUUUACACGGAUACCGGACUGUACUGUACUGCUAUGCCUGUUCGGGUUAGUGUGGACAACGAGGACAAUGCAACCAAUCCAGGUGACGGAUUCAUCAUUCGUCCGGUCCGAUUGGGCCUAUUGCUAGUUCAUGUCACUGCCAGCGUGCCACCUGGUAUUAGCCUGGAAGCAGUGGAACAGUGCGUCGCGACGUGUGCACUCGGAUGA
Molecule: messenger RNA, 558 nt
Organism: Echinostoma caproni
Lineage: Eukaryota; Metazoa; Platyhelminthes; Trematoda; Plagiorchiida; Echinostomatidae
Source: the annotation of a GenBank genome assembly